Molecule: messenger RNA, 1359 nt
Organism: Quercus robur (English oak)
Lineage: Eukaryota; Viridiplantae; Streptophyta; Magnoliopsida; Fagales; Fagaceae
Exons: 8
Coding region: 81-1139 (352 amino acids)
Source: RefSeq, a predicted model, not a curated record
GGCUCGUAUUCCCUUCCCUCUCUCACUGUCACCAAAAAAAAAAAAAAAAAAAAAAAAAAUCUUCAAAACCAAAAACGAAAAUGGCAAAAGAUCGAAACGGUGCGCUGCCAGAUAAGCGAGCAAAUGAGGAAGAAGAAGAAGAAGAAACCGAAGCUCCGUCGAAGAGAAAAUCCAGGAAAGCGCGAGAGCAUUCCGGUACCGAUUCAGAUUCCGGUUCCGGAGAAGAGAGAAAAGGCGUUAAGUCUCGAAGAAAAGCGCGGGAAAGUUACGAUUCGGAAGAGGAAGAGGAUGUAAGAAAAAAGCACGGGAAAAGCGAGAGGAGAAAGAAGAGGAAAUCGCGAAGGCGGUACAGUAGCGAAGAGGAUUCGAGUUCGGGUUCGGAUUCUGAAUCGGAGUAUUCUGAUUCGGAAUCGGAUCAGGACAGUGGUUCGGAUUCGGGGGUGGAGAGUGAGAGCGAGGGCGAGAGGAGGAGGAGGAAGAAGAGGAGAGGGAGAGAGGAUGAGGAGAGAGAAAGGAGAAGGAGAAGGAAAGAGAAAGAGAGGAGGAGGAGGAAGAGAGAGAAAGAAGAAGAGAGAAAGAGGAGAGAGAAACGUAAGAAGAAGAAGAAGGAGAAGAAAGAAAGAGGAAAGAAGGGAGCGGUGACGAACUUGUGGGGGAAGUAUGGGAUUAUCAGAGAAACCGAUAUGUGGAACAAACGGCCAGAGUUCACUGCAUGGUUGGCAGAAGUAAAACAGGUGAACCUUGAAAGUUUGCCUAAUUGGGAAGAGAAGCAGAUGUUUAAACAAUUCAUGGAGGAUCACAAUACAGCUACUUUUCCUUCUAAAAAGUAUUACAACCUUGAUGCCUAUUACAGAAGUAAAAUGGAAAAAGAACAGAUGAAAGGUUUUAAAAAAGUAAUUCAGAAAGAACGUACUAUCUUCGAUGAUGAAGAACAGCGUCGGCAAGAACUUAUGCGAGAACGUGAAAAGCACAAGGAAGAACAGGUGGUAGCUUUAAAGAGGUCAAUGCAGGGUGGAAUGGCACAAGCAAUGAAAGAGCAAGCUCAGCUGAGGGAGGAGAUGGCUUACCAGUACAAAAUUGGAAAUUUUGAGGCUGCUGCCGCCAUUCAGAGAAAAUUGGAUCCAGAUGUUGCUAUGUAAAGAUGGGUGGCCAUGUAAUGGGAACAUAGCAUAUGUCAUGUUUUUCGCAUUGCAUUUGCCUAAUGAAUAUGUAAUGUGCAAAGGGGGUACCACUAUAUUUAAGUAGAAAACAUUUUUGAAGUAUCCUGUAUCGAAAAGCUACCCAGAUUUGUGUUAUAUUCGAGGCUGUAAAAUUUUGUGUUUAGUUGAUAUUUAUUUCAGGAGGGUUGAGUUUGUGUUU